Populus euphratica (Euphrates poplar) is the source of this 1488-nucleotide messenger RNA. It is a transcript of the gene LARP6A, whose product is annotated as RNA-binding protein. The transcript is spliced from 11 exons. The coding region runs from base 122 to 1213 and encodes 363 amino acids. The record is from RefSeq and is a predicted model, not a curated record. Gene Ontology annotation, cellular component: nucleus; ribonucleoprotein complex. Lineage: Eukaryota; Viridiplantae; Streptophyta; Magnoliopsida; Malpighiales; Salicaceae. Gene Ontology annotation, molecular function: mRNA binding. Gene Ontology annotation, biological process: RNA processing.
CUCCUAUAAAUGCUUUUAGGAGAAGAAUCCACUAGAGAGGAGGAGAAAAAGAGCGGGAUGGUUUAGUCUCUUUACGGCAUUUGUUUCAACCAUUCGCCUUCCUUUUUCUUCCUCCUCCUCCAUGGAUGGUGAAGUGGGUCCCCCUGUUCCCCUCGUGGAAUCUCCUCUUGAACUCAACCCCGUUGGAUCUCCUGAGGUCGACGUCCACGCACUGCCGUCUGAUGAAGAUCAUGAUCCGGAUCACGAUCGCGAACACGAGCAGUCAUCUGGUCCUACCGUUCAAACUGUGGAUCUCAAGCAUAAAAUCAUUAAGCAGGUGGAAUAUUAUUUUAGUGAUGAGAAUUUGCCUACCGACAAGUAUAUGCUAAGUUGGAUAAAGAAGAACAAAGAAGGCUAUGUUCCUAUCACAGUUAUUACUUCUUUUAGGAAAAUGAAGAAGCUUACUCAAGACUCCACAUUUAUUGUGGCUGCGCUUAGGGAGUCUUCCAUUCUUGUUGUAAAUUCAGAUGGAAAGAUGGUGAAGCGCCUUGAUCCUUUUCAUUGUGCAGAGGUCAAGGAUCCUAAGCUUUGCACUGUUCUGGUUGAGAAUCUUCCAGAGGAUCACUCAUUGAACAACCUCCAGAGAAUAUUUGGUGCUGCUGGAAAGAUAAAGAAUAUUUCCAUCCGUGAUCCACUAGUUGUGGAAAAGUCUAAGAAAGGAAGUAAAACAGAUAUUUUGAUCAGUAGCAAGGUGCAUGCCUUUGUGGAGUAUGAUACUGUAGAGGCUGCUGAGAAAGCUGCGGCAACUUUAAAUAACGAACAGGAUUGGAGAAAUGGCAUGCGGGUCAGGCUUCUUAAUCAAAUGGCCAAACAUGGGCAGAGAAGACAAGUCUGGAGGGAACCUGAUUCUGAGAAGAAUCGUAAAGGUCGUGGGACUAAUCUAGCAGGAGAUGUGGAGAAGCAUGAUUCAAGUGAGCAUCAUGAUGAUACACCUGUUGAAGAGGAUGGGGAGCAUAUAUCCAAGGAGAAAAAUGGCCAGCAAGGUGGAAAUCGAGGGCGAUCAAGAAAGAACAAAUUUCGUGUUACAAAUGGGAUGGGCCAUGGAACUACAUCCUAUAAUGCUGUGGAACUCUCGAAAGUGCCUCCGGGGCCAAAAAUGCCUGAUGGAACUAGGGGAUUCACGGUGGGACGAGGGCGGCCUCCCAUACCUAAUCGGAGCCAGGAAAUCGUAUAACAGCUACACUUGUGUAAAAUGUGUUUUGUAACUAAUGGUUUGCAGUAGCAUGGGAGAUGGAAGUGGUGUUUGAAUUGCAUGGAAGGAUAACUAUCCUAAUCUCUCUGCUGGAUUGUUGGUUGAUCUUAUGGGUGCCAUUUUGAUUACGAACCAUCAAGUACAGGCUGAUGUUUUGUGCUUGCGGAUUGAUAGAAACGCAACCCUUUAGGAGUUGUAGCGCUGCAUGCAUUUGACUCGUUGAUUCAUGUGUGUUCUCUAAAUGUAUUGUUCCGGAA